GAUCAAAAAUCACCAUGUUGCCGAGAAGGGACAGGUGUUUGAGGAGAUGGUGUGUACCGUGAUCUUUUGUCUUGAGUUCGCUCUCAUGUUGGUCGCCGGCAAGGGCCGUCAAGGAAGUCACUGGUAUCUCUUUCGUUUCGUGGACUUCAUUUGCAUUUUCCCCGGGAUCAUGGAGAUCUACCAGAUGCGAACCGAAUGGCAGAGACUCCAUGAACUGGGCGAAAAGAUCGAAAAAAGUGAUGAGGACGCAUGGAUUCAGGACUGGAAGAUUGCGAUCGAUGCUUUUCAGAUGAUUCGAGUCAUUCGCAUCCUUUUCUGGCACCAAUGGCGACAUGAGGUCCAAGUGGUGGUAGAUGGCAUUGUCUCCGCAGGUCCUAUUAUGGUUCUCCCGACGUUCCUAUCGCUCUUCAUUUGGGUCAUGAGUUCUGCCAUGUUCGUUUGGAUGGAAAACGUCUACGAUGGACCGUCUAAGGAUUUCUUUACGUCGCUCCCGACGGGGAUGUACUGGACCUCUUCGUUCCUGAUAGGAGAAUGGGUUCUGGCCGACUUCUCUCCGGGUGGUGGCAACCGGGUUUGCAUUGCUAUCGUCCUCUUCGGUAUCAUGGCUUUCGGCAUUGCAACAGGCAUUCUGAUGGAGGCAGUGCAGCAGGCCAUUGCAGUCGCGAUGUUGGAGAACACAUCUUUUGAAGACCUCGCAAAAAUGGCAGAGGAAGACAAGGCUCCGAGAAGUCAGAAAGCUGCUGACAAGGCAUCGAGUGAAGGGAGGAGCGGCAAACCACUGGCUUUGCCCACUGGAAGAUCAGCUCAGCUCCGGCGCGCCGCAAAAGUGGCAGCCAUGACCAAGCAGAUGGCUGAGCGUGAGUCUUGAGAGCUGGAGGAGAAAAAGGGGCGUUG
This is a messenger RNA of Cladocopium goreaui, 894 nucleotides long. NCBI's taxonomy places the organism in Eukaryota, Dinophyceae, Suessiales, Symbiodiniaceae. The record is from the annotation of a GenBank genome assembly.